Pipra filicauda (Wire-tailed manakin) is the source of this 2239-nucleotide messenger RNA. It is a transcript of the gene SLC25A1, whose product is annotated as solute carrier family 25 member 1. Gene Ontology annotation, biological process: mitochondrial citrate transmembrane transport. The transcript has 9 exons. NCBI's taxonomy places the organism in Eukaryota, Metazoa, Chordata, Aves, Passeriformes, Pipridae. The record is from RefSeq and is a predicted model, not a curated record. The coding region runs from base 59 to 991 and encodes 310 amino acids.
UCUGAAAUAGGGCUCGGCCGCCGCUCCCGGGCAGCCGGAGCCGCGGAGCAGCGCGGCCAUGCCCGCCCCAGCCGCGCCCCGCAGCCUGGCCGCCGCCGCCCCCGCCGGCAAGGCCAAGCUCACCCACCCCGGCAAGGCCAUCCUGGCAGGUGGCCUGGCCGGAGGGAUCGAGAUCUGCAUCACAUUCCCCACUGAGUAUGUGAAGACACAGCUGCAGCUGGACGAGAAGGCAAACCCUCCCCGCUACAAGGGCAUUGGGGACUGUGUGAAGCAGACUGUCCGUGACCAUGGCAUCCGGGGGCUGUACCGGGGGCUCAGCUCGCUGCUGUACGGCUCCAUCCCCAAGGCUGCCGUCAGGUUCGGGAUGUUCGAGUUCCUCAGCAACCAGAUGAGAGACGAGCAGGGGCGGCUGGACAGCACGCGGGGCCUCAUCUGCGGGCUGGGGGCUGGCGUGGCCGAGGCUGUGGCAGUGGUCUGCCCCAUGGAGACCGUGAAGGUCAAGUUUAUCCAUGACCAGACCUCUCCCAACCCCAAAUACCGUGGUUUCUUCCAUGGCGUCCGGGAGAUCGUUCGGGAACAGGGACUGAAGGGGACCUACCAGGGCUUAACUGCGACCGUCCUCAAGCAGGGAUCAAACCAAGCCAUCCGCUUCUUCGUCAUGACCUCCCUCAAGAACUGGUACAAAGGGGACAAUCCCAACAAGGUUAUCAACCCCUUCAUCACGGGGGUGUUUGGAGCCAUUGCUGGAGCUGCAAGUGUCUUUGGCAACACCCCCUUGGACGUAGUGAAGACCAGGAUGCAGGGGCUGGAAGCGCACAAGUACAAGAACACCUGGGACUGUGCCUACCAGAUCAUGAAACACGAAGGGCCCGUGGCGUUUUACAAGGGCACGGUGCCUCGCCUGGGCCGCGUCUGUCUCGACGUGGCCAUCGUCUUCAUCAUCUACGAUGAGGUGGUCAAAUUCCUCAACAAGGUGUGGAAAACGGACUGAGGGGCCGGGCCAGGCGGCCCCGCCUCCCGGGCCCCGCAGGGCUGCAGCUGGAGAGCAGAGACCAAGCCCACACCCGGCUUUGGCGCUGCAGGGGCCAGGUCUGCCCUGCACGCCCUCCCCCCAAACCUGGCCACCUUUAUCUUUAGGAACAGGCUCUGGAGCUGGAGCAGGUUAAAUUACUAGUUAUGUGCUAAAAGGAGCAGGGAGGGAGCAGCAUCCCACCAUCCAGACCCCAAGCAUCCCAGUUAUGCCCACCCCAGUCCCCUGCUGACACUUCCCCCUGGUGCCACAUCAGGUGUGAGUGCCGGUUAUCCAGGGUGAAGUGUCCCCUGGGACAGUGGCCCCAGGGCUCCUGGCAGCCAGGAGCUGCUGUCUACCCGGGGAGCAGCUCUUUUUGGGGAUGGUGAGAGCUGCCUAGAGCCAUGGUGCAAUGCCAGGCUGUACACGUGGCAUUGCAAGCUGCUGCUGGGGCUCACACCACUGGCUGGGAGUGAUGCACUGGGUCACAGCAGCUCCAGGGGGAGCCCAACAGCCCUGCACCUCCCGGGCCGCGAGGGCAGUGACCUGCUGGUGUGGCCCAAGGCUUCCUCCUCCCUCCCUGCCAGCACCAGGACCACCGGCGUGCAGCAUCCCAUCCCUGGGGUCCCACUCAGCCCUGGGCUGCUGGGCAGGGGCUGCCCAAAUUUGCACAUACAGCCAGGCCUUUAGUUGUGCUCACGGCAGGCCGGGGUUGGGGUGAGCUGGGUGCCCCCAUCACUUGCCGUUUACAGUCGAGACGUGUGUUCGAGCCGGGGUGAGGAGGGGCAGCCCCGCCCCGCAGACUCGGCCCCUCGGCCGGGGGGUGCAAACCCCUGUCUUCUGCCACAUUCCCGCCAUCUGCCCUCCCGCCGCCUCUCUGUGGCCCCGUAGGUAAUCCUGUAGCUUUUGGAGCUUCACGCUGACCCACUAACACCUGUGGCCGUGGGGCCAGAGCCCUGCCUGCCCACGCCAGGCUGGCCCCACACGAUUUGUGCCAAACUUGUCCUGAGGGAGUGGAGGGCUGUGCAGGAGCCAGGGCUCUACCCGACCCUCCUCCCUCCUGUUGCCAGCGAUGAGCUCAGCCUUAACACAGGAGGGCGAAGGAGGAAAGCCCGGGCACGGUUUACCUGCGGCUUUCGGCUCUGAAGCCAGCGAGGGUUGCAUUAUUGGUUUUUUUUUAUUAUUAUUCUGUUUUACAUUCGCAAUUUGAAUAAAAUCAGUCUGGCUUUA